UGGCGGCUCCGUAGCCGGGGCCGGGGAGCCGGGGGGCGCGGAGGAAGCCGUCGCGCGCAGCCCGGGGCGACGAUGGCGACCCCCGACCAGAAGUCGCCCAACGUUCUUCUGCAGAAUCUGUGCUGCCGCAUCCUGGGCCGGAGCGAAGCUGAUGUAGCGCAGCAGUUCCAGUUUGCUGUGCGUGUUAUUGGCAGCAACUUUGCCCCAACUGUUGAAAGAGACGAGUUUCUAGUAGCUGAAAAAAUCAAGAAAGAGCUUAUCCGACAAAGGAGAGAGGCAGAUGCUGCAUUAUUUUCAGAGCUGCACAGAAAGCUUCAUUCGCAGGGAGUUUUGAAAAAUACUUGGUCAGUACUCUACCUCUUGUUGAACCUUAGUGAGGAUCCUCGCAAGCAAGCGAGCAAGGUGUCUAGCUAUGCUUCGUUGUUUGCUCAACCAUUACCAAGAGAUGCCCAUUCAACUCCCUACUACUACGCUAGGCCUCAGACCCUCCCCCUGAAUUACCAGGACCGAAGCACCCAGGCAGCGCAGAGUGCUGGCAGCUUGGGCAGCAGUGGCAUCAGCAGCAUCAGCAUGUGUGGCCCCAGUGGUCCUACACCCGCACCCCAGCCUUUUCUCCCAGGACAGUCUCAUCAAGCUCCAGGAGUUGGGGAUUGCCUUCGGCAGCAAUUGGGGUCACGUCUUGCAUGGACUAUAAAUACAAAUCAGCCUUCUUCACAAACCCCUACCUCAAAGGGUAUCCCAAACUCUCUUUCUCGAAACACACCAAGGUCAAGGAGAGAUGGGGACAUGAGUGGUAUUACAGAAAUUACUGAAGCAGCCCUUGUGAGGGACCUUCUAUACGUCUUCCAGGGGAUAGAUGGCAAACAUAUUAAAAUGAGCAGCUCUGAAGAUUGCUACAAAGUGGAAGGAAAGGCAAACCUAAAUAAGUCUAUAAGGGACACAGCAAUCAGACUUUCUGAGCUGGGUUGGUUGCAUAAUAAAAUCAGAAAAUACACUGACCAGAGGAGUCUGGAUCGUUCAUUUGGACUUGUAGGUCAGAGCUUUUGUGCUGCCCUCCAUCAAGAGCUCACAGAAUACUAUCGACUACUGUCUGUUCUGCAUUCCCAGCUACAGCUUGAGGAUGAUCAGGGUGUGAAUUUGGGACUUGAGAGUAGCCUCACGCUGCGACGCCUCUUGGUUUGGACGUAUGAUCCGAAAAUAAGACUGAAGACUCUUGCAGCCCUGGUGGAUUACUGCCAAGGAAGGAAAGGAGGUGAGCUGGCUUCAUCUGUUCAUGCCUACACAAAGACGGGAGACCCAUAUAUGCGGUCCCUGGUUCAGCACAUUCUGAGCUUAGUGUCUCAUCCGGUUCUGAGCUUCCUCUACCGCUGGAUCUACGACGGGGAACUUGAGGACACUUACCAUGAAUUUUUUGUAGCAUCAGAUCCAACAGUUAAAACAGAUCGACUGUGGCAUGACAAGUAUACUUUGAGGAAAUCAAUGAUUCCUUCAUUUAUUACGAUGGACCAAUCUAGGAAGGUGCUUUUGAUAGGAAAAUCAAUAAAUUUUUUGCACCAAGUUUGUCAUGAUCAGACGCCCACCACAAAGAUGAUAGCCAUGACUAAGUCUUCAGAGUCAUCUCGGGAUGCUGCAGAUUUAUUCACAGAUUUAGAAAAUGCCUUUCAAGGGAAAAUUGAUGCUGCUUAUUUUGAGACCAGCAAGUAUCUGUUGGAUGUUCUCAAUAAAAAGUACAGCCUGCUGGACCACAUGCAGGCUAUGAGGCGGUACCUGCUGCUUGGCCAGGGAGACUUUAUAAGGCACUUAAUGGAUUUGCUGAAACCAGAACUUGUCCGUCCAGCAACAACUUUAUAUCAGCAUAACUUGACUGGCAUUCUCGAAACUGCUGUUAGAGCGACCAAUGCACAGUUUGACAGCCCUGAGAUCCUCCGGAGGCUGGAUGUGAGGCUGCUAGAGGUGUCUCCAGGUGACACGGGAUGGGAUGUCUUCAGCCUGGAUUAUCAUGUUGAUGGACCCAUCGCAACUGUGUUCACUCGAGAGUGCAUGAGCCACUAUCUGAGAGUGUUCAACUUCCUCUGGAGGGCCAAGCGCAUGGAGUACAUCCUCACCGACAUCCGCAAGGGGCACAUGUGCAACGCCAAACUCCUGAGGAGCAUGCCAGAGUUCUCUGGGGUUCUACAUCAGUGUCACAUUCUGGCCUCAGAGAUGGUACACUUCAUUCACCAAAUGCAGUAUUACAUCACGUUUGAGGUGCUUGAGUGCUCUUGGGAUGAGCUCUGGAGCAGAGUGAAGCAGGCGCAGGACCUGGACCACAUCAUCGCAGCACAUGAGGCUUUUCUGGAUACCAUCACCUCCCGCUGCCUUCUGGACAGCAGCUCCAGGGUACUUUUAAACCAACUCAGAGCUGUGUUUGAUCAGAUUAUUGAACUUCAGAAUACUCAAGACGCAAUAUAUAGAGCUGCUCUGGAAGAAUUACAGAGACGAUUACAAUUUGAAGAGAAAAAGAAGCAGCGUGAAAUUGAGGGCCAGUGGGGAGUGACAGCUGCAGAGGAAGAGGAGGAGAACAGAAGGAUCCGAGAAUUUCAGGAAUCUAUACCAAAAAUGUGUUCACAGUUGCGGAUAUUAACACACUUUUAUCAGGGCAUUGUGCAACAGUUUUUGGUGUCUCUGACAACCAGCCCUGAUGAAAGUCUGCAGUUUCUCAGCUUCAGGUUGGACUUCAAUGAACAUUAUAAAGCCAGGGAGCCCAGGCUCCGAGUGUCUCUUGGCUCUCGAGGGCGGCGCAGUUCCCACACAUGAGCAGCAGACGCUGUGACCAGCGUUACUAGACGUCAGUGCACAUGUUGACCCUCAGGGCAGCUGGCACAGUGCAGGCAGCCACCCGUCCGCCAUGAGGGCUGCAGUACUGCGGUGACAUGGUGUCUGGUGGAUUGAGUCAUGUCUCAUGCACUAGAGAUGAAUAUGUUUGUGACAUCCCUGAGCUGCACAGGUCAGCUUGUGCCAUUCAGAUUCAUUCUGAAGUCUUCAUAGUGGUCCAGAGGCACCACGGUGUGCUGGGCCUUAAGUUCUCCACGGAUGCCAUUUAUAUUUGUCACUGAAAAAAAAAUAUAUCUAUAUAUAUAAACUUCACUUGGUUUAACAAGAACUAGGACAGUGGUAUAUUCAUAAAUUAAGAUGGUAAUGUAAUGCUAUUUUUAACAUUCUCUUUAGAGGCAGUUUUUGGUACCGUGAUCAUAUUAAAUUGAAAGGAGAGAUGUCCCUGCUAAGAAAAUCCAGCACAUUUUAUUUUGGUAUUAGUGUUGUAAUAAUAACCUGUGUGAGAACAUCUGUCUUGAUGCAUUGCCUUCACAUGAUUGUUCUUACUUUUUCUUCCAAAGUUUACAUUUUUAUAUUUAGUUUACUACUCCAGGUAACUUGUAAAACAGUAGCAGCACACAAAGCCAUGUAGAACAGGAGCAUCUGUGCACAGUUGCGGCCUGGGUGUGUCAGAGCUGCCGGCCAAGGCACUAUGAAGAUGAAGGACUUGAGAGGAACCAAGGGUUCAUGUUCAAAAUUCUGAUAAGCAUUGCAAAGAAAUCGACUUGGAUAAUGAAGAUUUUUCUUUUUCCUUGCCUAUUUUUUCAUUGUAAAUAUUUAUAUACUACUGACCAGAUGUUGGAGGAAAUGUUUUUUGUAAAACUGUCACAUUGGGUCAUAUAAGUUUGCCUUUUUUAUGUUGCAUAAGUGAGAACUUAGAAAAUUAAAAAUGAUUAUCUUUCA
Dipodomys spectabilis (banner-tailed kangaroo rat) is the source of this 3756-nucleotide messenger RNA. RefSeq names its product tubulin gamma complex associated protein 3 (gene Tubgcp3). Lineage: Eukaryota; Metazoa; Chordata; Mammalia; Rodentia; Heteromyidae. Gene Ontology annotation, cellular component: centrosome; equatorial microtubule organizing center; spindle pole. Bases 73 to 2796 code for a protein of 907 amino acids. The transcript is spliced from 22 exons. Gene Ontology annotation, biological process: cytoplasmic microtubule organization; spindle assembly; microtubule nucleation. The record is from RefSeq and is a predicted model, not a curated record. Gene Ontology annotation, molecular function: microtubule minus-end binding; gamma-tubulin binding.